AUGAAAAACACAAACGGCGGCGAACAAGAUGCGACUACAGUUGGACACGUGACUGAUAGUCUAGCGAAGGUCCUGUACAAGCCAUUGCUCGAAAAGGAAAUCAAGAUGACUUGCCGUGUAUCUGGCCAAAGCAGGAGUGCACCUGAAGGUGUACGGGUUCAAGGAGGAGGCAUCGAGAUUCCUUGCGUUUAUGGAAUUGGCGUCAAGAAAGGACUUAGAAGUCUAAGAAAAGAACUGAGAGACAAACUAAUACAGCUGUCCCGACCACUGACAAUACAAUCUAGGAAGACAUCCGGAGCCCACCCACGUCGCAGUUAA
Molecule: messenger RNA, 318 nt
Organism: Porites lobata
Lineage: Eukaryota; Metazoa; Cnidaria; Anthozoa; Scleractinia; Poritidae
Source: the annotation of a GenBank genome assembly